Molecule: messenger RNA, 2691 nt
Organism: Struthio camelus australis
Lineage: Eukaryota; Metazoa; Chordata; Aves; Struthioniformes; Struthionidae
Source: RefSeq, a predicted model, not a curated record
AUGGUUUCCCCCAUCACCAUGGUGCCCCCAUCACUGUGGCUCUGGCUCAUGGUGAACCUGACGCAGCCGGCUCUGCUCUGCUUCGGCAAAGUGCCCCAAGAUGCCACCUCCCGCCACCACUUUCUGCAGGUCGUGUCCUACCUGCAGGCCUACAAAGAGGCUUUUGCUAGUGAGAAAGUUUUCGGGGUGCUCAGUGAGAAGCUCUAUGACAUGCUGCAACUGGACUGGGAGCAGCGGCAGGAGGAAGACACGCUGCUCAUCGAGAGGAUCUUGCUGCUGGUGCGCAAUGUGCUGCAUGUGCCCCCGGACCCCACGGAGGAGCAGGGCGUGGAUGGUGACGCCAGCACCCAUGACCGGGUGCUCUGGGCCCUGCACAUCAGUGGCAUGGACGACCUGCUCAAGUUCCUGGCCAGCUCGCAGACUGAGCAGCAGUGGGCCCUCCACGUCCUCGAGAUCAUCUCCCUCAUGUUCCGCGACCAAUGGCCCGGGCCGCCCCGGCUCUCUGCCCGCAACGUCCGGCUCUUCCUGCGCGAGUUUUGCCAGGACUUUCUGGAGGGCUGCUACAACCACCUCAUGUACCUGGUCAAGGACCAGCUGAUUCGGGAGAAGGCUCAGCAGCACGAUGAGACCUACUACCUAUGGGCUACAGCCUUCUUUAUGGCCUUCAAUCGGAGCCUGCGGUUCCGGCCAGAGCUGGUGUCGGAGACGGUGGGAAUCCGCGCCUUCCACUUCAUUGAGCAGAACCUCACCUCCUACUACGAGAUGGCACUGAUGGACAAGAAGGAGGCUGCGACCUGGGCCCGCAGGAUGCACCUGGCCCUGAAGGCCUACCAGGAGCUGCUGCGGACGGUGCAGGAGAUGGACCGUUCGCCUGAGCAGGCCGUGCGGGAUAGCAGCCAGAUCAUCAAGAAUAACAUCUUCUACCUGAUGGAGUACCGGGAGCUCUUCCUUGCCCUCUUCCGCAAGUUCGAUGAGACGAAGCAGCCGCGCAGCUUCUUGCGGGACCUGGUGGAGACAGCCCAUCUCUUCCUCCGCAUGCUAGAGCGCUUCUGCCGGGGACGUGCGGGCCUUGUCGUGCAGAGCAAGCGUGUGCGGAGGAAGAAGAAGCCACGAGCCCCCGCAGCCCUGACAGCGCAGCCUCCCACCCCUGAGGAGCUGGAGGAUCUCUGGACAAGCCUGGCUCCGCAGCUCCAGGCCUGUGUGCAGGGCGAGGUGCCUCUCCCUGAGGAUGUGGUGCCCUUUGAUGCUGCAUCGGAGACGCCAGUGGAGGAGCAGCGCGCGGAGGCCAUGCUACGGAUUCAGGACUGCCUGCUCGGCGGCCGGGCCCCCGAGGCGCUGAGGCUGCUCCGCUCUGCCAGGGAAGUGUGGCCCGAAGGAGAUGUGUUUGGCCCCACUGGUGUGGAGCCAUCUGAAGAGACGAAGCUCCUGCAUGAGAUCCUCUUUGCUCCCCUGCCCCGGCAUGCGCCCCCUGAGGCUGAGGAGCCUGAGGAGCUUGAGGAAGAGGAGGAGGAGGAAGAAGAGACUGUACGAGUCUCGGAGAAGGAGUUCAACUUCUUAGACUACCUCAAGCAGUUCGCCAGAGCCCCCGUGAUCCGGGCCUACGUGGUGCUGCUGCGCAGCUACGCCCAGAACAGCGCCCACACCAACCACUGCGUCGCCCGCAUGCUGCACCGCCUGGCCUGCGACCUGCACAUGGAGGCCCUGCUCUUCCAGCUCUCCCUCUUCUCCCUCUUCAACCGCCUGCUCAGUGACCCCUGUGCUGGUGCCUACCAGGAGCUGGUGACUCUGGCCAAGUUCAUCCUGGGCAAGUUCUUCACGCUGGCAGCUACCAACAAGAAGGCCUACGUAGAGCUGCUCUUCUGGAAGAGCCCAGCAGUCGCCCGCGAGAUGGCUGAGGGCUACAGCUCGCUGCAGGAGGGCGAGGGGGCCAGCACACGGAAGGCCCCAGCCUGGACUCCCCAGGAGGAACGGGAGCUGCGAGAGCUUUACUGGAAGUACAAGGAGGUGGAAGGGGAGGACAUCAUUGCAAACAUCCUGGCCCACCUGCAGGCGCCUGGGCGCACGCGGAGACAAGUUGUGAACCAGCUGGUGCGGCUGGGGGGGGGGCCAAGCUAGCGCGGUUGCAAUCCCCCUAGGAAGGGCACCCGCAUCGUGCUGUGGACGCAGGAGCAGGAGCUGGAGCUGGAGCGGCUCUUUGAGGAGUUCCAGGGCACAGAUGAUGUCCUGGGCAACAUCAUGAAGAACCUGACAGCCAGGCGGUCCCGGGCCCGCGUGGUGGAGAAGCUGCUGGGGCUGGGGCUGGUGUCGGAGCGCAAGGAACUGUACAAGAAACGCAGGAGGAAGGGCCAUGCCCUCCUGGCGGAUGAGAUGGAGCCCUUGGGGGCACCCGCCCGGGACAGCUCAGCAGAGGAGGGCGACAGUGAUGAGGAGGAGGAGGAAGAGGACGGUGCUGAGGAAGGCCCCAUGGAGGAGCACUGGGUGCCUGAAGACGGGGCUGGGCAGGGACUGGCACAGCGUCUGAGGCAGGAAGGCCUGGCUGGGCCUCUGCAGUGGCUGGAGAACUACUUGAAGCGGACGGCUGGGGACCGCGAGGAGGACGGCGUGUCCCACCCGGUGCCCUUGGUGCCGCUCUCGGAGGAGAACGAGGACGCUAUGGAGGACAGGGGCUUCCAGGCCCUGCCGCGGAAGCUG